This is a messenger RNA of Nematocida major, 1371 nucleotides long. RefSeq names its product serine/threonine protein kinase KIN1/2. Gene Ontology annotation, biological process: protein phosphorylation; intracellular signal transduction; microtubule cytoskeleton organization. The transcript has a single exon. Gene Ontology annotation, molecular function: ATP binding; protein serine/threonine kinase activity; tau-protein kinase activity. Gene Ontology annotation, cellular component: cytoplasm. Lineage: Eukaryota; Fungi; Microsporidia. The record is from RefSeq and is a predicted model, not a curated record. Bases 1 to 1371 code for a protein of 456 amino acids.
AUGCGAAGCUCAACGGACAGAGCUCACGAGCUAAAGAUGAACAACUAUGCGCUGAAGGAGGUGAUAGAAACAGGAACAACGAGCUAUGUAUAUAAGGGCGUGGAUUUGCGAAGCAGCGAGACAGUUGCCAUAAAAGUCAUAAGCCGAAAGAAGUACGUUGGGAUAGAGAAAAAGCAGUCGCGAGAGAACAGAAUACUGCGGGAAGUGCUUAUUUCCUUCCUGCUCGUGCACAAGAGCAUUUUGCGGCUUCGGGAGUUUUUCUACACAAACGAGUGCUUCUACUUGAUAUUCGACUACAUCUCGGGGGAGCAGCUGCUCAAGAAGAUCAUCAAGAGCAAAAAGCUCUCGGAGGCGCAGGCGAGAAAGUACUUUCUCCAAAUACUGGACGCGCUGAGCUACUGCCACGCCCACAAUAUAGUUCACAGGGACAUAAAAAUAGAGAAUAUUAUGGUGGACAAGGACGACAACGCCAUACUGAUAGACUUUGGGCUGGCGAACUUUUUUGAGAAAGAGGGGUUUCUCGGGACGUUCUGCGGGUCUUUGUACUUUGCAGCCCCGGAGCUCCUCUCGGGGAAUCUGUACCGAGGGCCGGAGGUCGACGUCUGGAGCCUUGGCGUGGUUUUGUACGUUAUGGUGUGUGGGCGUGUCCCGUUUGACGACAAAAACAUGCAGUCUCUCUACCACAAGAUCAUAGCCGGAAACAUAUCUACGGAGGGCGUGUCCCCCGCUCUGAAGUCGCUCCUCCUGCAGAUGCUGAACCCAAACAGGACCACCCGCAUAGAAAUUAUGGAUAUAUACAGGCACGAGUGGGUGGGGGAAACCCCUCCAGAGACGUGCGAGAAGAUCCCAGAGAAGCCCUUUGUGGACCCUGGGAUAUGCGCGUAUAUAAACUACCUUUUUGGCGACCAGUUCAAAAAGAAGGACGGCGGAUACUACAACAGCAUAACCAAAGUAUACCAGCUCUACAAGAAAAAGCAGAAGGGGAAGUGGUGUGCAAGCCGCCUGGACGGAAUUGUGGACUUUAUCUCGGACAAGAAGCUAAGGGUGAAGAACAGCAUCCUGCGCCACUGGAGAGGCCUCAAAAGCUCUGAGGAUGUGCUGGCCAACGCCCUGGAGAAGGCAAUCAAGGAGAUGGGCCUGGCCUUCGAGGUCUCUGCAGGAAAAUAUUUCUGCAUGUUUGCAGAGGAGAUUUUCAUCGUGCAAAUAUGCCAGAACAUUUUCAACAAGGCGUACGGACUCGACGUAAAAAGCAAGAUGAAAACCCGAAAUCUAAAACUGAUAAAGGACUCCCUAAAGUCCCGGGUCAGGCAAAUAGUCCAGCCAGACAAGCUUUUUCUAAUAAACAGCGCAGCCCCGCGCGCUAGUGAAUAA